GAUUCAUAGUAUUGGUCAUAUUUUACUGUAUUUUAUGUUUUAAAAACAUGACAGUGUCUUUAUCAAAUGAGUUAAGAUCGAAAGCGAAACUAAAGCGGGCACCUGCUAAAAAUAACUCUGUAACAUGGCGAAGUCUAAGUCGGCAUUAUCGUGGACAAUGUGUGUCCUUCGUUCCCUACUAGCUGUCACAGUGCUGGUAGCACAAGUCCUGUCUGUCAACAGGGACAACUUUAAAACAUGUAGUCAAAGUGGAUUCUGCAAGCGCCAACGUGCAAUGCAGCCUGGCCAGUCACCCUAUGUAGCUCUGCUGGACUCCAUACAGAAAACAUCUACAUCUAUACAGCUACAGUUAUUAAAUAAAGACAACAAUAUUCGAUUUCUUUUACAAGUAUUUGGACUAAAGCAUAAUACUGUACGGUUCAAACUAAAUGAGUUGGAGCCAUUAAGAGCAAGAUAUGAAAUCCCAGUGGGAGAUGCUUUAAAGUCUCAGCCUGAGACGGAACAGAUCACAGUGCAGGAGACCUCCAGAGGCAGAGUCACCUUCUCGCUGGGCACCAGUAAAGUGGUCAUCCUGUCAGACCCCUUCCGGAUGGACUUCUUCUCAGGAGGAGAGCCUGUUGUCAGCAUCAAUUCACAAGGAUUGCUCAAGUUUGAACAUUUGCGUAAAAAAGAGGGCUGGUUGAGUAGAAUGGGCUCGGGAUUAUAUUCUUGGUUUUCCGCCCCUUUCAGAGCGGAGCAACAGCCAGACUCUCCUGCAGAAGAUAAGGGUGAGGAGGAAAAGAAGGAGGGAGAAGAGGAUGAGGAGAAGCAGGUGCCUCCGGAGAAGACAGAUGAGGAGGCCGACAUGUGGGAAGAGACCUUCAAGUCCUUCACAGACUCCAAGCCUCACGGUCCAACAUCUGUGGGGAUAGACAUCUCAUUCCCGGGCUUCGACUUUGUUUAUGGAAUUCCAGAACAUGCAGAAAGCCUAGCUCUCAAAUCAACAAAAAACACUGAGCCCUAUCGGUUGUUCAACCUGGAUGUGUUUGAGUAUGACCUGUAUAAUCCCAUGGCUCUCUACGGCGCAGUUCCCCUCAUGCUGGCACACAACAAAAAGAACACAGCCGGCAUAUUCUGGCACAAUGCUGCAGAGACGUGGAUUGACAUCAGCUCCACUGUGGCAGACAAGACAUUUUUCUCCAAAGUGGCUGACAUGGUUCAAGGUAAUACAGAGCUGCCCAGGACAGACACACACUGGUUCUCUGAGAGUGGGGUCAUUGAUGUGUUUGUGUUGCUGGGACCGCGUCCCAAGGAUGUGUUUCAACAGUAUGGAGCGCUCACUGGGACCACAGAACUACCGCCGCUCUUCUCCAUUGCCUACCACCAGUGCAGAUGGAACUACAACGAUGAAGAUGAUGUCAAAUCAGUUGCUGAGAACUUUGAUAAACAUGAUAUUCCAUUUGAUGUAAUCUGGCUGGAUAUUGAACACACAGAUGGAAAACGUUAUUUCACGUGGGCCGGAGACAAGUUCCCCCACCCCCAGGAGAUGGUGGGCAACCUCGUCUCCAGAGGCAGGAAGCUGGUCACCAUCGUCGACCCUCACUUGAAGAAGGAUGACAACUACAAGGUGUACGCCGACCUUAAAGCACAAGAUUACUACGUGAAGAACAAGGAUAGUGGGGAAUAUGAAGGCUGGUGCUGGCCAGGGUCCUCAGCCUGGCCAGACUUCUUCAACCCUGCAGUACAGGAAUGGUGGGCUGGCAAGUUUGCCUACACAGAAUACCCUGGCUCAUCCAAAGAUGUUUUUGUGUGGAACGAUAUGAACGAACCAUCGGUCUUCAAUGGCCCUGAGAUAACAUUCCAGAAGGAUGUGAAACACCAUGGUGACUGGGAAAACCGUGAUGUCCACAACCUGUAUGGCUUCCUCGUGCACAAAGCUACAUGGGAUGGACUGUUAAAGAGAUCUGACAGCCACCUCCGACCCUUCCUGUUGACCAGGGCUUUCUUCUCAGGAUCGCAGAGAUAUGGUGCUGUAUGGACGGGUGACAACAUUGGUGAGUGGUCCCAUCUGAAGGCUGCCAACCCUAUGAUCAUGUCUCUCAACAUAGCGGGUAUCACAUUCUCAGGGGCUGAUGUUGGUGGCUUCUUCCGAAACCCUGACGUGGAGCUUAUCACAAGAUGGUACCAGGCAGGAGCAUUCUACCCAUUCUUCCGAGCUCAUGCUCACCUGGAUACAAAGCGCCGAGAGCCCUACCUCCUGCCUGAAGACAACAUGAAGGUGAUCCGUGAUGCUGUGAGGACCCGCUACACUCUGCUUUCCUACAUGUACACACAGUUCUACAAGUCCGUGGAGAGUGGCAGCCCCAUCUUUCAACCCAUGUGGGUGGAAUUCCCGGAGGAAACUGCCAUCUUUGGCAUAGAUGCUCAGUUCAUGCUUGGACCCGCAUUGUUGGUGAAGCCUGUGACGGAACAGGGGGCUUCGACAACCACUGUGUACUUCCCCGGGACAGGAGAGCUGUGGUAUGACCUGUUCACGUAUGACAUCCACCACGGGGAGCAGGAGAAGAGCGUGGCAGCAGCACUCGACAAGAUCCCAGCUUAUCAGAGAGGAGGCACUAUUGUUCCCCGGAAAAUGCGAAUCAGGAGAUCGUCCACCCUCAUGUAUGAUGAUCCAUUUACUCUGGUUGUCUGUCUUGACAAGCGGGGCGAGGCUCAGGGAGAAUUAUAUGCAGAUGACUACCACACAUACCAGUUUAAAAAUGGCCACUAUGUUAAUAGAGGCUUUACCUACAAGGGCAACACUCUUGAGAGCAAAAAUUUAGAUCCAAAGGGAAGUUACCCAACAAAAGAGUGGUUGGAAAAAGUUAUAAUAGUUGGAGUGAUGCAGGCUCCCAAAACAGUUGUUCUUCAAUCAGGUGGAAGUACCAAGAAUCUAGGCUUCAACUUUGAUUCAGCCAAACAUGUCCUUUCAAUUCGCAAGCCAGGAGUUAAUAUAGCACAAGAUUUCAUGAUCUCUGUCAAUUAAUACAUAACUUUCAUUUAGUUGAUUCAAUGAAACCUUUUGAUAAUUUUCAUGUUAAUUGAUUUUCUAAUCAUGAACCCAGCAAUGAAAGAUUUGUUCCUCCUAUUUUAUGUACUUUUAUGAAAAUUCCUCCUCACCUAUUCUAGUGUUCUAUGAAUGAUUAAGUAGUGCUAUUUAAAAGAAAUAAGUGCUUUACUUUUAACUUUAUGAAGAAUACAAAGAUUUAUUUUGAAUUAAUAUUGCACUACAUAUUGGUAUCCAAUUUACAACACUGGAAAUCCGUUGGUGAUGAAAGCGCAGUGAAAUCAGUCUGAUAUUACCCGUCUGCAUGAUAUAGUGGUUACUUGGCCUCCUGCGGUGUCUCAUUGAAGUACUGGCACGACUUAGCAUUGUAGAAGGCACUUUUUGAAACCUAGUCUUCUGCAUAGGGAUAUUUAAAAGUAUAAAAAUUACAGACAGUUCAUUUGGUUCAUGGGCCUUUGUUAUGAAAUAUAUUGAAAUUGUCUCCCUUUCUCCUGCCCAGUAUCAGAAAAACAACUUUUUCCCAAUUUGUGUUGUUAGUGGCUGGGUGCCUUUGAUGUCAGACAUUGAAUGUAUGGUAAUUAUUGCCUGUGCUUGUGGUGCAUUGAUUGUGCCUGUAUAUAAAGCCAUUGUCUUUUGUUAGUACAUUUCUGUGAGCAAGGUUAAAGCAGUGUGUUAAGCUCAACUGACCCUAGCCUCUUUGGUUUAGAUGUCCUCACAUUGUGUUCAUCCAUGUAUGUUUGCGUAGAAGAUUCAUUUCAUCCAAGUCUCAUGCUGACUGACCAAUAGUGCUAUGUUUUAAAGGCUUAUUUAUUGAAAAUGAUGUUAAGAAAUGUUGAAAAUGUUUGUUCCCAUCAGUUGGUUCCAUGGAGACUGAAACUUACAGAAAUUGUGCUGUGGGGAGUAAUCAUGGACAAAAUCCCAUGUUUAUUUACAAAAAGUUGGAGGUUGUUUCUUGUAUGCAUGUAUGAAAGAUGAGACAAUGUGGUGAAUGUUUUGAGGAAAAGAAAAAGAAAUAAACAUUUUCAUGAAUA
This is a messenger RNA of Haliotis rufescens (red abalone), 4056 nucleotides long. Its product is annotated as neutral alpha-glucosidase AB-like. Gene Ontology annotation, molecular function: carbohydrate binding; alpha-glucosidase activity. The transcript is spliced from 23 exons. The record is from RefSeq and is a predicted model, not a curated record. The coding region runs from base 125 to 3004 and encodes 959 amino acids. NCBI's taxonomy places the organism in Eukaryota, Metazoa, Mollusca, Gastropoda, Lepetellida, Haliotidae. Gene Ontology annotation, biological process: carbohydrate metabolic process; N-glycan processing.